This is a messenger RNA of Aspergillus luchuensis, 1599 nucleotides long. RefSeq names its product URC4/urg3 family protein. The record is from RefSeq and is a predicted model, not a curated record. Lineage: Eukaryota; Fungi; Ascomycota; Eurotiomycetes; Eurotiales; Aspergillaceae. The transcript is spliced from 3 exons. The coding region runs from base 1 to 1599 and encodes 532 amino acids.
AUGGGUCUCUUUAAGCGCAAAGACUCUAAGAACUCGAUUCAAAGCGAGAAGGAGGAUUUCGACUCGACCGUAACCGUCAACAGCGCUCGUACCUCCAAUGCAUCAUUGAGAUCGCCCGGUUAUAAAGGAAGUGGGCUGCCUGCCUCCAUCCCAGAACUACCCAUUGCCAAACCACCUGAUUCGGCCCUCGAUCCAGCGGCCUACCUGCGGAGUAUCCAUGCUGUCCGUGAGCGCUGUAGCCUUGUUUUGAACAAGGCCAAGAGAAAUAGACUCAACCACUUUGAUGUGGAUAUGGGCAAAUUCAUGGCCACUGCAUCUUACAUUGUCUCCAUUAUCAAGGUACUUUCUAUAUGCUGCAGCCAUCUCGGCCAAAGGAUUAGCCCAGUCCCUCUAUUCCGUCUCAGGUUUGCUAAUCAAAGCUAUCGUUUGCAGAGAGAUUAUGGCCCGGACUACGACUCCAUUCCUCCUCAUGGCCGUUGGCAACACUUCGACGUGGGUGGACGACCCCGCGUCAACCAAUUGCUCCAGUCCUGGCCCAGUACCAUUGAUGCGCAGGAGCGUACCCGGCGAUUGAUCGACCUUUUCGUUGUUUCCGUCCUUCUCGAUGCUGGUGCAGGUACCAGGUGGUCAUACAAGUCGAAGGAGUCCGGCAAGUUCUAUUCGCGGAGCGAGGGUCUGGCCGUGGCAACCUUGGAAAUGUUUAAGAGUGGUAUGUUUAGCAGCGAUCCGACGGAGCCUUGUCAAGUGGAUGGGGCAGGCCUGAAGAAGAUCACGGUCGAAGUACUCGCAAAGGGAUUGCAACACUCCGAAACCAACCCCUUGGCGGGAAUUGAAGGCCGAGCUGGUCUUCUGAUCCGACUUUCCGAGGCCCUGAACAACCAAGAUUUCUUUGGGGUAGAUGCUAGGCCAGGCAACAUGCUCGACUACCUCCUUUCUCAUCCGUCUACACUUGCUUCGUCGGUUCCGAUUGUGCCUAUCACCACGCUCUGGAGUGUCCUUAUGGAUGGAUUGUCUCCGAUCUGGCCGCCGUCCCGCACCCAGAUUGAUGGGCUAUCUAUCGGAGACGCCUGGCCGUGCUCCGAUCUCCCCAAGUCUCCCCCUGCGAAACCCUGGGAGAGCAUCGUCCCAUUCCACAAGCUUACGCAGUGGCUGUGCUACUCUAUCAUGGUGCCCAUGUCGAAGCUGAUGAAGAUCCAUUUCGCCGGCAGUGAACUGCUCACGGGUCUACCCGAAUACCGGAACGGUGGUUUGCUGAUUGACAUGGGUCUGUUGACUCUGAAGGAACACGAUUUGGAGCGGGGUAUUGCCGCCUACAAGGAGAAUGCGCAGAUCAAGGGCCAACCCAACGUGGAAGUUGUACCACUGUUCUCCACGGAUGACGACGUUGUCGUUGAAUGGCGGGCUGUGACCGUUGGGUUCCUGGAUGAGCUACUGGAUGAAGUGAACGGUCAGCUUGGACUGACGGGAGACGAUCAGUUGACCCUUGCACAAAUGCUUGAGGCUGGAUCCUGGAAGGGUGGCCGUGAGAUUGCCGAAGUGUCGAGACCCAACACGAAAGAACCUCCGAUCAUGAUCCGUUCCGAUGGCACUGUUUUCUAA